This is a messenger RNA of Oryzias latipes (Japanese medaka), 1137 nucleotides long. It is a transcript of the gene casp3a, whose product is annotated as caspase 3, apoptosis-related cysteine peptidase a. Gene Ontology annotation, cellular component: death-inducing signaling complex; cytoplasm. Gene Ontology annotation, molecular function: cysteine-type endopeptidase activity. The record is from RefSeq and is marked provisional. Gene Ontology annotation, biological process: proteolysis; apoptotic process; positive regulation of neuron apoptotic process. NCBI's taxonomy places the organism in Eukaryota, Metazoa, Chordata, Actinopteri, Beloniformes, Adrianichthyidae.
UUGUCUUGUAAAGGACACCGCUGUGUUAGUUUACUACUGCACGACACACAGGGCGGUUCAUUUAAUUUAUUACAGUCGUUCAACUUAACUUAGAGGAAAAUAUGGCGUCAAAUCGACCAGGAGAGGAUUCUACAGACGCAAGGAAAGACAAUGGAGAACUGGCAGCAGGGGCUUCACCUGCUCCUGAUCGCAUGGACGUCGAUGGGAAGCCCUCCUCUCACAGCUUUAGAUACAGCCUCAACUUUCCCACCAUCGGCCUCUGCAUCAUCAUUAACAACAAGAAUUUUGAUCGAGGAACCGGUAUGAAUCAGCGAAACGGUACAGACAUCGAUGCAGCCUCUGCAAUGAAAGUGUUUUCAAAGUUGGGCUAUAGAGUGAAGAUUUACAAUGACCAGACAGUUAAACAGAUUAAACAGCUUUUGACUGAUGUAUCAAGGAUGGACCACAGUGACUCCGCCUCUUUCGUCUGCAUCCUUUUGAGUCAUGGCGACGAGGGCGUUUUCUUCGGCACGGAUGGUUCGAUAGAACUCAAAACUCUGACGUCCCUGUUCCGAGGGGAUCACUGCAAAUCACUGGUGGGAAAGCCCAAACUGUUUUUCAUCCAGGCUUGCAGAGGCACCGAACUGGAUGAUGGCAUUGAAGCAGAUUCCAAAGAAGACACCACCAAGAUCCCAGUGGAAGCUGACUUCCUGUACGCAUUCUCCACAGCUCCAGGCUACUACUCAUGGAGAAACACCAUGACUGGAUCUUGGUUCAUCAACUCUCUGUGUGAAAUGCUCAGUAAAUAUGGCAAAGAACUUGAGCUCCUGCACAUCAUGACCAGAGUUAACCACAUGGUGGCGGUAGAGUUUGAGUCCAUCUCCACUUUACCAGGUUUUCAUGCAAAGAAACAAAUCCCCUGCAUCGUGUCAAUGCUGACCAAAGAGAUGUACUUUUAUCCUUGAUGUGGGGCAGCGGGGCUGCAAAAGGUUUUUGGGGGUUUGUCAUUUCUCUUUUCAGUGUCUUUCUGGAUAUCUUUCAUAAUCCACAAAUGUUUAGUGUGGAAGAGGUACAACUAGACUGGCAUGAAGUUUUUAGUUCUCCAAGUGCAUUUCUUCUUGAUGUGGUCUGUAUCUUUGUAUCCCAGCAGCCUGUGCU